UGCGCUAACCUUGGGACGGUUUGGUCCACGAUGGGAGGCCCAAAGAUUUUCUGGCUCUGGUUUUGUGAAAUUGGGCAUCUGCCUUGGACCUGCCCUUUGAAAAAGGGGUCAUCGCUGAGGCGCAGUUAAGAGACGGGAGACGUGGUCCCGGACCAUGAGCGCUCUAAGCAGCACUGGAAUAUUGGUCAGCCUAACGACGGUGUCCGUUACGCUGGAUUUUGGCUUGCAUGGUGGUCUCAUGGCUUGGUCCUUAAGCAGCAACUUGACUCUGAAUCAGAGUUUGCCGACGUCUGAUCCUCUUAACACCUCUGACAAGGGGGACGUCUCUCGCAUGUCGGUGAGGGAGAAGAACUGGCCAGCCCUCCUGAUCCUGGUUAUCAUCCUGCUCACCAUCGGGGGCAACAUACUGGUAAUUAUGGCCGUGUCCUUGGAGAAGAAGUUGCAGAACGCCACAAACUUCUUCCUGAUGUCUUUGGCGGUGGCAGACAUGCUGGUGGGUAUCCUGGUCAUGCCCGUGUCCCUCAUUGCAGUCCUGUACGAUUAUGCUUGGCCUUUGCCUAAACAGUUGUGCCCUAUAUGGAUUUCCCUAGAUGUGCUCUUUUCAACUGCAUCUAUAAUGCAUCUCUGUGCCAUCUCUCUUGAUCGGUAUGUAGCAAUACGCAAUCCCAUUGAGCACAGCCGCUUCAAUUCCCGCACCAAGGCUAUUAUGAAAAUUGCUGCAGUUUGGACCAUAUCCAUAG
Messenger RNA from Tinamus guttatus (white-throated tinamou), 740 nucleotides. NCBI's taxonomy places the organism in Eukaryota, Metazoa, Chordata, Aves, Tinamiformes, Tinamidae. The record is from RefSeq and is a predicted model, not a curated record.